AUGCUUUCAGAACCACAUUACGAUUUUUACCAAGACAGAAAAGUGUCGCUAGUGCUAGCUCCAUUCUCCGGUGGACAAGCCAAGUCCGGUGUCGAAGACGGCCCCAAAUACAUGAUGAAGCACGGGCUUCAGCCACAACUUCAGGAGAUGGGAUGGUCCACUAAAGUUGAAGAGCCCCUCAGUGGCCAGGACUUCGAGAAGCGCAAGGCCGAAGACGUUUCGGACGUGCACGGUAACACAAAGAGACCGCAACUGGUGGGCGAAGCCACCAAGCUGGUCAGCGAGUCUGUCUCGAAGGUGCUUGACAGAGGCGAAAUCCCAGUCACAUUGGGAGGUGACCACUCCGUGGCCAUCGGGUCUGUCUCCGCCGUUUUCAGCAAGCACCCCGAUGCGUGCCUGCUGUGGAUCGAUGCGCAUGCAGACAUCAACACGCCCUCGACCACCGAGUCCGGUAACUUGCACGGGUGUCCUGUGUCGUUUGUGAUGGGACUCGACAGCGAGAACACGCCUCCAAGCUUGAAGUGGGUGCCCCACUGCCUGAAGCCAAGCAAGAUCGCGUACAUCGGUCUGCGAGACGUGGACGCUGGUGAAAAGAAGAUCCUCAAGGAAAACGGCAUCGCUGCCUUCUCGAUGUACCACGUGGACCGUUUCGGAAUCAACAAGGUGAUCGAGAUGGCGUUGGAGGCCAUCAACCCAGAGGGAACCAGCCCCAUCAUGCUUUCAUACGACGUCGACGCUAUCGACCCUCUAUUUGUGCCUGCCACCGGUACCCCAGUGAGAGGCGGUCUUACGUUGAGAGAGGGCCUAUUCGUGGCCGAGAGAGUGGCCGAGACCGGUAAGCUAAUCGCACUCGACGUGGUGGAGUGUAACCCGGAGUUGGCCAGCAAAGAUUUGCACGUCGUGGACACCAUUUCCACAGGUUGCGCGAUCGUACGUUGCGCGUUGGGAGAGACCCUACUGUAA
Messenger RNA from Lachancea fermentati, 963 nucleotides. The record is from the annotation of a GenBank genome assembly. Lineage: Eukaryota; Fungi; Ascomycota; Saccharomycetes; Saccharomycetales; Saccharomycetaceae.